CACACUGCUCCCCGCCUCACACCUCCCUUCGCAGCGCUUCCCGCCCCUCACUACCGACUAUCGUACCGCCCCUCACACCGCUCCCCGCUCUCACGACCCCGCUCCGCCCCACCGCACCUCUCCGAUCCUCAGAAGGCGCUGCCGCUCGGGUCGGUGCGCGGUUUCCUGCGCGGUUCCGUGGUCCUGCCCUGGCCUGCCCCGCUUGGUUCCCGGCGCUCCCGGUUCCGCCAUGGCGCUGAGGAGGAGAGUCCCGCCGGGCCGGCGCCCUCCCGCAGUUAAAGCUGGAGGUAUGAGAGUGUCUAAAAAGCAAGAAAAUGGACCUCUUGAGAAAAAUGCUAAACUUCCAGGAAAAGAAAAGUCAAGUGCUAUUGUCAGUUUUGGAAAACCUCAGAACAUGGGUGUCUUGGUAGCAGAAGCUCUGAACAAAAUGAGCCACAAAAUCCAUGCAGCAACAUUACAAGUGGCUCACCAAAAGCCACAACCUACCUUGGAGAAGUUCAUACUGCCUAAAAGAAUUUACAUUAUUCAACAGCCACGGAAAUGUUAAGAUAAUAAUUAAAACACGUUUACUUUAAAGUGAAUUUCUGUUCUAUAUAGCACUUAGCACACUGUGGUGAAGUGCUCAAAAGCUGUGUGCCUUGUAUCUUGCUGUGUUUCUGUUACUGACAAUAAAAUAUAAGAAGAGUUACUAAA
Molecule: messenger RNA, 693 nt
Organism: Motacilla alba alba
Lineage: Eukaryota; Metazoa; Chordata; Aves; Passeriformes; Motacillidae
Gene: DAPL1
Product: death associated protein like 1
Exons: 4
Coding region: 230-547 (105 amino acids)
Biological process (GO): negative regulation of autophagy; cellular response to amino acid starvation; apoptotic signaling pathway
Molecular function (GO): death domain binding
Source: RefSeq, a predicted model, not a curated record